Messenger RNA from Oryza brachyantha (malo sina), 1327 nucleotides. Its product is annotated as COMPASS-like H3K4 histone methylase component WDR5B. The coding region runs from base 60 to 1085 and encodes 341 amino acids. The record is from RefSeq and is a predicted model, not a curated record. Gene Ontology annotation, molecular function: protein binding. The transcript has 2 exons. NCBI's taxonomy places the organism in Eukaryota, Viridiplantae, Streptophyta, Magnoliopsida, Poales, Poaceae.
CAAACGCUUCUCACACUUCCCCUUUUUUUUUUGCGUCGGCGAGAGCGCGCCGCCGGACGAUGUCGUCGGGGGCGCAGCAGCAGCAGCAGCAGCAGCAGGCGCCGCCGCCGCGGCCGUACCGGCCGUACCGGCAGGUGCGGCUGGCGACCCCGCACAGCCGCGCCGUGUCGUGCGUGCGGUUCUCCCCCUGCGGCCGUCUCCUCGCGACGGCGUCCCUCGACGGCACGGUGGCGCUGCUCUCCCCGUCGUCGCUGUCCGCCAUCGCCACCCUCCGCGGGCACGCCGACGGCGUGUCCGACAUCUCCUGGUCGACGGACUCGUUCUACCUCUGCUCCGCCUCCGACGACCGCACCCUCCGCAUCUGGGACGUCCGCCCCGUCCUCUCCGGCCUCAACCCAGGCGGCGGCGCCCAGCCCGCCGACCCUAACGCCGACCGCUGCAUCCGCGUGCUUAAGGGGCACGCCAAUUUCGUCUUCAGCGCCAACUUCAACCCGCAGACCAACAACACGGUCGCGUCCGGCGGGUUCGACUGCACCGUGCGCAUCUGGGACGUCAAGAGCGGCCGCUGCGUCCGCGCCAUCGACGCGCACUCCGAUCCCGUCACUUCCGUGCACUUCAUCCGCGAUGGCUCCAUCAUCGUGUCCGGGAGCCAUGAUGGAAGUUGCAAGAUUUGGGAUGCGAGGACCGGGUCUUGCCUCAAGACUGUUAUCGACGACAAGAUGCCUGCGGUGUCGUUCUCCAUGUUCUCGCCCAAUGGCAAGUUUAUCCUGGUCGCCACGCUCGACGAUUCACUGAAACUAUGCAACUUUGCCACUGGCAAGUUCUUGAAGAUGUACAGUGGACAUGUGAACAGAACAUACUGCCUCCAGUCUGCAUUUUCCGUUACAAACGGGAAGUACAUUGUUAGUGGAUCGGAAGACAAUUGUGUGUACAUAUGGGAUCUCCAAGGGAAAAAUAUUCUUCAGAAACUGGAAGGCCAUAAUGACACUGUCAUCUCGGUGUCCUGCCAUCCGACAGAGAAUAAAAUUGCGUCGGGCGGCCUUGACAAUGAUAGGACUGUUAGACUAUGGGUUCAAGAUAGUUGAUGAAUUUGUAGAAGGAAUAUACCUAAUAGAUAUCAUUUGUGAACUUGGACAGGACUAGCUAAGUCGAAGAGAAAUAUGCUUUCUGUCUCAAUGGAGCAGUCUUGCAUGUAUCUCAACCUGGAGGGAUCAGAAAAGAGGCGUUAAUUUAGCCCAGAACUGCUUUGUUUCAAUGUAAAACUGUCCUUUUAGUAUGUUUUGGGGGAAGACAAUAGAGGAAUUGAAUUAGACUUCUCAGAGGAAAA